UAUUCUCUCUAUACUACUACAUGUUUCAUUUUUUUUUUCUCUACAAAUCAUGAAUGUUCUCUUAUGAGACAACAUUCAUGAUUUGCUCAUCAUCUUCCUCUUCUUUUUUCUGAUUUCCCUAUUUAAUUAAGGAAUCAGACAUAUACUCCAUAUCCAAAAUUCUGUCCAAAUUUUCGGAUUAGAAGAGGAACAUAAUUAACUAAAUCAAUUUUUUUGUUGCAGAAUCUUGAUUAAUUACAUGAAAUAAUGGCUUUGAUCUCCAUCUAAUCUCAAGGGGGCUGAAUUAAUUAGAGCAGAUUAAUUAGAGAUGGGUGCAUGUUGUACCUGUCAAAGGGGCCAAAAUUUUAAAGGCAAACAUCAUAAUCAUAAUCAUAAUCAUAAUCAUCAUAAUUAUUAUGAGGAGAAUAAUGGGGAGCAAAAAGAGGUUGAAGAUGAUUAUCAAAGCAUAGUAGGAAGAGGAGAUUUGGGUGCCAAUGUCAGGUUAUGUGGAUUUUCUAAAUUUGUAUCAAUGUAUAGUCAACAAGGUAAAAAAGGGAUCAAUCAAGAUGCAAUGACUGUUUGGGAGAACUUUGGUGGAAAGAAAGGUAUGUUCUUCUGUGGUGUGUUUGAUGGACAUGGACCUUCUGGCCACAAGGUAGCGCGCUAUGUUAGAGAUUUCUUACCUUCCAAAAUUUCAUCAUAUAAUAAUGAGAUCAAAGCCAACAGUAUUAGACGGGACGUCGAAAAGGAUGAUGAUGAAGCUGACAACCCAUACUUUACUGCAUGGAAAGAUAAAUUUCUCAAGUCUUUUAAAGAAAUGGAUGAAGAACUUGAAGGUGAUGGUUCUAUUGAAAGUUACUGCAGUGGCACAACUGCAGUGACUUUAGUUAAACAGGGAGAACAUUUGAUAGUUGGAAAUUUAGGAGAUUCGCGAGCUAUUAUUUGCACCAGGGACGACAAAAAUGAGCUCGUUUCUGAACAACUCACAGUGGACUUGAAGCCUAACCUUCCAGCUGAAUAUGAGAGAAUAAGAAGUUGUGAAGGAAGAGUAAUGGCGAUGGAGGAAGAACCGAGUGUAUAUAGGGUGUGGAUGCCUGAUCAAGAUUGCCCUGGCCUAGCCAUGGCUAGAGCUUUCGGAGAUUUUUGCUUGAAAGAUUUCGGCCUUAUCUCUGUCCCUGAAGUUUAUUAUAGAAAGCUUACUGAGAAAGAUGAAUUCAUCGUCUUGGCUUCAGAUGGGUUGUGGGAUGUUUUAAGCAAUGAUGAAGUGAUACGGAUAGUAGCAACAGCAAGGAAGCGAUCUAUUGCAGCAAGAUUGGUGGUGCAUCAUGCAGUUCGAGCCUGGAAAUACAAGUACCCGUGUGCCAAGGUCGAUGAUUGUGCUGUCGUAUGUUUGUUCUUGAAACGCCAAAGGCCUCUGCUCACGAAAUCAUUGUCAGAAGUGACUGAGCUGAGCUUAAAUUACACAGAGUUAGCGAGCAGUCAAAACUACACCCCCAAUUCCAAGAUAGAUGAUGGUCUUGACACACUGCUAAAUUAUCAACUCAAGGAAGAAAAAGAUCCAAAUGUUGUUGCAACUGGACUUAAUGAUGUAUCAGGUAAUGAUCAUAACAAGAGUUCGUCAAGGCACGCUCGUUACCUUAGCAGAAGAAAAUCUGCAAUGAAUUUUUGAGUCCAUUGAUCAGCUGUAUAUGUUAAACUAAAAAAUGUAUACUACAAAUUUAAAUGAAAUACUUGUAUGUAUUUUGAUU
Messenger RNA from Nicotiana attenuata, 1727 nucleotides. RefSeq names its product probable protein phosphatase 2C 65. Lineage: Eukaryota; Viridiplantae; Streptophyta; Magnoliopsida; Solanales; Solanaceae. Bases 308 to 1648 code for a protein of 446 amino acids. The transcript has 5 exons. Gene Ontology annotation, biological process: protein dephosphorylation. Gene Ontology annotation, molecular function: protein serine/threonine phosphatase activity. The record is from RefSeq and is a predicted model, not a curated record.